GAGGGGGUCAGGGGGUAUGGGAGGGGUGGGCAUUCUGCUGCUGCUGCUGCUGGCUGGGGCAGGGGUGGAGGUGGCCUGGAGACCCCCAAAAGUAAAAUGCUCUCUGCGCUGCUCCUGCUCCAAAGACAGCGCCCUGUGUGAGGGCUCCCCGGACCUGCCUGAGAACUUCUCCCCCACCCUGCUGUCGCUCUCUCUUGUCAGGAUCGGAGUCACCCAGCUGAAAGCUGGCAGCUUUCUGAGGAUGCCAUCACUGCACCUGCUCCUGUUCACAUCCAACUCUUUCUCCGUGAUUGAGGAUGAUGCAUUUGCAGGCCUGUCCCACCUGCAGUACCUCUUCAUCGAGGACAAUGAGAUCGGCUCCAUCUCUAAGAAUGCUCUCAGAGGACUUCGCUCACUCACACACCUGAGCCUGGCCAAUAACCAUCUAGAGACCCUCCCCAGAUUCCUGUUUCGAGGUCUGGAGACCCUGACUCAUGUGGACCUCCGUGGGAAUCCAUUCCAGUGUGACUGCCGUGUCGUCUGGCUGCUGCAGUGGGUGCCCACCGUGAAUGCCAGCGUGGGCACUGGGGCCUGUGCAGGCCCCGCUGCUCUGGCCCACCAGCAACUCCGCCACCUCGACCCCAAGACGUUCAAGUGCAGAGCCAUAGAGCUGUCCUGGUUCCAGACAGUCGGGGAAUCAGCGCUAGGUGUGGAGCCCUUCUCCUACCAGGGGGAGCCCCAUAUGAUCCUGGCACAGCCCUUCGCUGGCCGCUGCCUUGUCCUCACCUGGGACUACAGCCUGCAGCGCUUCCAACCCAAAGAGGAGCUAUCCGCCCCCUCGGUGGUGUCCUGCAAGCCGCUGGUGCUGGGCCCGCGCCUCUUUGUGCUGGCGGCUCGCCUGUGGGGAGGCUCCCAGCUGUGGGAACAGCCCAGCCCCGGCCUGCGCCUGGCCCUGAUACAGGCUCUGGCCCCGCGGCAGCUGUCACGACCCAAUGAUGCUGAGCUGCUGUGGCUGGAUGGGCAGCCCUGCUUCGUAGUGGCUGACGCCUCCAAGGCGGGCAGCACCACACUGCUGUGCCGAGACGGGUCAGGCUUUUACCCACGCCAGAGCCUGCAUGCCUGGCACCGGGAUACGGACGCCGAGGUCCUUGAGCUGGACGGCCGGCCCCAUCUGCUGCUGGCCUCAGUCUCACAGCGGCCUGUGCUCUUCCACUGGUUUGGUGGCCGCUUUGAGAGGCGGACAGACAUCCCUGAGGCCGAGGACGUCUACGCCACACGCCACUUCCAGGCUGGUGGAGAUGUGUUCCUGUGCCUGACACGCUACAUUGGGGACUCCAUGGUCAUGCGCUGGGACGGCUCCAUGUUUCGCCUGCUGCAGCAACUGCCUUCACGUGGGGCCCACGUCUUCCAGCCACUGCUCAUCGCCAGGGACCAGCUGGCUAUCCUGGGCAGCGACUUCGCCUUCAGCCAUGUCUUCCGCCUUGAGCCAGACAAGAAGCUCCUGGAGCCACUGCAGGAACUGGGCCCGCCAGCCUUGGUCGCUCCUCGUGCAUUUGCCCAUGUCACAAUGGCCGGCAAACACUUCCUUUUCGCUGCCUGCUUCAAGGGCCCCACACAGAUCUACCAGAUUCACGAGCUAGAUCUCAGUGCCUAA
Messenger RNA from Orycteropus afer afer, 1633 nucleotides. It is a transcript of the gene LGI4, whose product is annotated as leucine rich repeat LGI family member 4. The record is from RefSeq and is a predicted model, not a curated record. Gene Ontology annotation, biological process: neuron maturation; myelination in peripheral nervous system. Gene Ontology annotation, molecular function: protein binding. Lineage: Eukaryota; Metazoa; Chordata; Mammalia; Tubulidentata; Orycteropodidae.